ACACUGAGAUGAACGAUAAACAACCAGCUUUUCCACUUCGGUUUCUAUAAUUAUCGAAGAGAGGUACAGAGAGGACAAUUUGCGAACAGUUUUCACCCAGAAAACCCUGAAGAAUAUAUUAAUGUGACAAUUUUUUUAUUGCUUGUGAUUGUCGCGUAAAAUGCGCGCGCUUGUGAUGCAUCUUCUUGGAUAUCCAGGAUCAUAUUCCGUUGAAUAAAACUUGUGACCCGACAAUAAAUAUUCCUAAUCUGCACGAGUAUUUAUAGCAACUUUUGAAUCAAUUAUUUUCUCACCAUCCUCUACCACGCACCUUCACACAAAACCGGACUCUAUAUAAAUAGAUGAAGAUAGAAGAUGCGACGACAAUGGUAAGCAGAUAGUAUUUGACCCUACCUACAAACAUCGGAACCAUUACAAUUUUUAAAUGUGACUUCCUCCAAGAAUCGCGGUGCGGUCACCUAUGUUUUCGGAGCGGAGUGACAUCUACAGAAUUAUUAUAAAUGCCUGAUUAUCGGACCAUCUCUGUUUGCGGUGCGGUGUUUACGUUAAAAUUGUAGGAUGAUGAACAGUGAUUUGGAGCACGUUUCACUCAAUUCAACGACGGCCAGCAACUCAGGGACUGGGUCGGGCGGCCGAGGGCUGUCAGCCAACGUUCGGAAGCUGCACAACGCGCUCAACUUGCUGCUCACUGACUUCGAGAGAGAACAAUUCAUCCACUGCCUCAAUGUUUACCACGCUAAACGCAACGUCUUCGACUUGGUUCAAACUCUCAAAAUAAUCCUCAACACGCCGAACAAACGACAACUCCUCCCCAUGUUGCGUUUGGUCAUUCCCCGCUCAGAUCAGCUGUUGUUCGACCAGUAUACUUCCGAGGGCCUGUACCUUAAAACGGAUCAUCUACCACUAAACAGUGUCAACAACCCUGAAAGCUUUGGAGGAGUAGGCAAUACUGCUGUUGGAGAGAUCCGCGAAGUGACACUGAGACGCAGCAAGAGCAAUGAGGGCUUAGGGUUCAGUAUCCGGGGAGGUUCUGAGCACGGUGUGGGAAUCUAUGUGUCGCUAGUAGAACCCGGAUCUUUUGCCGAGAAUGAAGGACUGAGGGUCGGGGAUCAGAUAGUGACUGUUAACGGCAUGCUGUUUGACAGAGUCUCACACAUGGAAGCAGUCAAGGUCCUGAAAGGCUGUAAGAAGCUGGCCAUGUCAGUUUGUUCAGUAGGCCGGAUCCCCGGGGGGUAUGUCACCAACAACAUUUAUGCCUGGGUGGAUCCUCAUGGCCGCAGUGUGUCCCCUCCCUCCGACCUGGAGCAGCAAAGCACCCUGGGACCACAACACAGCCAGAGACGUACAGGACACACACAGGAGAAGACAGUAAACCUGAACCUGGACGAUGGUCUCUCUCUGGGCCUGAUGAUCAGAGGAGGGGCGGAGUAUGGCCUGGGUAUCUACAUCACUGGGGUAGACCCCGGCUCAGCUGCAGACCACGGGGCACUCAAGGUGGGCGACCAGUUGCUGGAGGUGAAUGGGCGGAGCUUCGUGGCCAUCCCCCAUGACGAGGCGGUGAGGAUCCUGAAGACGUGUCGUCACCUGCUGGUGAGGGUGAGGGACGUUGGCCGCGUGCCCCAUGCCCGCACCGUGGUGGACCAGACCAAAUGGAUCAGCAGCCCCAUCACCCCUAGCCCACCGCCCAUAACAGAGAGCACCGCCAGCCCAGCCGCUACACGGCCAUCUUCAGCGCGGGCUACACCUGUAUUAGGAAAGUCUUUUUUCAUGUGGGUUCAUUCAUUCAUUCCCUCCCCCCACCCCUCCUUCUAUCCCUCCAAUCAGUCUGUGUGUCAAGGUGUGGGGCCCCUGGGUUUCCAGGUGUCUCUGGAGGAGCAGGCCUUCCUGCUGCUGACAGACCCAGAGAGACAGACCAUGGGCUACUACCUGCGGGAGUACCAGGAGGGACACAUCGGCCUGGAGCCCCUGACCAUGGCCCUGUUUGAGCUCUUCAAUACUCGUGCCAAGUUGUCCCUGCUAUCUGAGGUGCGUAGUCAGGUAGCUCCCCAGGAACUGGAGCUGUAUGAUGGCCUGGUGCUGCACCGCGAGAGGGAGGCUCUGAAGGCCUGGCACGGAGGAAUAGGAUCCCUACACCCUGUGCACCCAUACAGCCGCUGUCUACACGCUGAGCCCUCAGCCAGCCACAUCCACUCCAACCCGGCCACUCUCUGCUCUGCCAAGAAGGAGUGCUCACAUGGUGACAUUGUACAGCAAGAUCCAGGGGCAACCACUAAUGUCAUACCUGACGUUACAUUGAAUGAAGUGCAGUCGACAGCUGAGUCUCCUCCGUUCUUCAAGCCGCCUCCUCCCCCCGGACCCGGACAGACCCAGCCCAGACAUCCGAGGGACAGGGAGAGGGAGCAGUCCAAGCGCUUCUUAUCCAGACACUCCCAAUCUGGCCUGGUCUUUACUGCCCCCACCAGGCUGCACCAGGAAUGUCACCACAAACACCUUAAAGCCUUCCAAAGCUUCUCCAACCACCAAACGUCCAACUCCCCUAGCUCUGAGCUCCAUCACAUCUGUCCCAACCCUGGCCAUCAUAAUAGCUCCAACCCUGGCCAUCAUAAUAGCUCCAACCCUGGCCAUCAUAACAGCUCCAACCCUGGCCAUCAUAACAGCUCCAACCCUGGCCAUCAUAACAGCUCCAACCCUGGCCAUCAUACUACCCCCAACCCUGGCCAUCAUACCACCCCCAACACUGGCCAUCAUACCACCCCCAACACUGGCACUGGCCAUAGCGUCUAUCCAAGCUCUGGCAAUGACACAUCCAUGAACUCUCUUCACCACACCUGCCAAAGCUCCCUCCACAUCUCCACAACUACCUCCUCCGACCACCACACCCCCCAAACACACCACGGCUGCUCCAGCUCCGGCCACCAUUCCUGCCCUGGCUCCCCUCAUCCCAAGCACUCUGGUCCUCAGAACAAGGACACAUUCAUCAAGCUUCCCAUCUUCAGAUCCUGCUCCCAUGAGAAGCCUCUGUCAGACAGUGGUCAGACUCUGAGUGAGGACAGUGGGGUGGACAUUGCUGAGGCACGAGGGCUCAGUAAAGACAGCAAUCCUUGGCCAACUAAGAACCAGGCCAGCCAGGCCACACAAGGGCCCCAUGGGGCCCAGGGGUCUGCAGUACUGGCAUCCAAACAGCAGCCCGGCUCUCCAGUGCCCAUACUUACUCUGGUACGUGUGGUAAAGAAUGCCAACACUCUGGGCAUUGCUAUAGAGGGAGGUGCAAACACACGGCAGCCACUGCCACGCAUCGUCACCGUACAGAAGGGGGGCUCGGCACACAGUUGUGGGCAGCUGAAGGUGGGACAGGUGAUUCUGGAGGUGAACGGGGUCUCCCUGAGGGGUAGAGAGCACCGGGACGCUGCUCGCAUCAUCGCUGAGGCCUUCAAGACCAAAGAGAAGGACCACAUUGACUUCCUGGUUACCGAGUUUAACACAGCCCUACUGCAAGGCCUUUAGCGGGGUCGUAUUUAGGCUCCACACAGAAGAAAAGAGACUGAAGGGACCACCUGAACAAGAAGGGACCUCCUGAACUAAUGCUUGUUCCCAUUUUCCUGCAGGGGCUUCAGCAGGACUUUGCACUUUAGAGAGCUGGAACAGAUGGAGGAAGGAGGAGAAAGAGAGAACGGAAGGAGGGAGAAGUUUGAUGGAGUGUUGCACCUGGGGACAAAAUAAAGACAAUCCGUUAUUCUCCUGUAAGCCCCUUCUCCCUUCCCACAUUGUUGUCCCUAUAUACCAACUUACCAGGCUGGCCAUGUAGUGUUAAAAAGCUAAGACAUCCUGCCUUAAGAAGAACCCACCGAUAGAACACACAGUUGAAGUCGGAAGUUUACAUACACUUAGGUUUGUGUCAUUAAAACUGAUUUUUCAACCACUCCACACAUUUCUUGUUAACAAACUGUAGUUUUGACAAGUCGGUUAGGACA
Oncorhynchus mykiss (rainbow trout) is the source of this 3971-nucleotide messenger RNA. NCBI's taxonomy places the organism in Eukaryota, Metazoa, Chordata, Actinopteri, Salmoniformes, Salmonidae. The record is from RefSeq and is a predicted model, not a curated record.